UGAGAAGCGCCUGAGAAAAAUAUAUUAGCAAAUUAUUAACAAAAUACAAAUAUUUUAUUGUUCAAUCAGGCACUAAUAUUGAUUUUAAGUGUAUAAAUUUUUAUUUCAAUUAUGGCUGUGAGAAACAGAAACCAUUUAUUGCUCAGCGUUAUAAUAACUUUUUUCUUCUACCAAACAAGUGAAGCUGUGAAGUGCUUCCACUGCAACAGCGCGAACAACUCGGCGUGUCUGGAUCUCCACCUGCAGAAGAUGCACGCCAUCAUCCCAAUAGUGGACUGCGCCAAGUCGCUGCCCAGCUCGCUUACCAAGGACGGGUUUUUCUGCAGAAAGAUCACUCAGACUAUCCUCCACGUGGACAAGACACCCGAAGUUCGGAUCACUAGAGGCUGCGGCUGGAUAAAGCACAAACGUGAAUGCUACAAGAAUGACAAUAAGGACCAUUUAGAGACAGUAUGCCAGUGUUUUGGAGACAUGUGCAAUGGCGCCAACGCGCGGGAAAUCGAACUGUCAGCUGUUGCCGCGGUCGCCAUCUUGACGACCUUCAGGACAUGGCGGGGAAUUUGAAUUUUGGAAUAUUUACUUUUUCUAAUUAAAAUUUUUUAAACAGCCAGCAACAGAAUUUAUUAUUUAAAUUAUUUUUUGGGACUGAUAAAUGGACUUUUCAGGGAUGUGAAAUGACAGUAUAAAAGUACCUUCAAUAUUUAUUGUAAGAUGUUACUAUCGAAUAAAAAUUACGAAUUUGUUUUA
Pectinophora gossypiella (pink bollworm) is the source of this 747-nucleotide messenger RNA. RefSeq lists its product as uncharacterized. The record is from RefSeq and is a predicted model, not a curated record. NCBI's taxonomy places the organism in Eukaryota, Metazoa, Arthropoda, Insecta, Lepidoptera, Gelechiidae. The transcript is spliced from 3 exons. Gene Ontology annotation, biological process: regulation of synaptic transmission, cholinergic; positive regulation of voltage-gated potassium channel activity; sleep. The coding region runs from base 112 to 564 and encodes 150 amino acids.